AUGAUAGUAACAGAAGCUCUGCCCCGGCGCACAGGGAAAACUGCAGCCCGAUCGCUGUGUCACUGGGCAGCCCGGAUACUGGCACUGAUUUCUGCCGCAGCAGUUGCCGGCGCAGUAAUUCCCACGAGACCUGCUGCCGCAGAGCGGGCAGUCGUGGCCGCCACUCAUGUGGAAGUGGCAUGUUUUUUGACCCUCGGCCGUGGGGUUGGGGCAGCGGCCGCUGUGCAGAGGACCCCCAUGCUGCUGGCACUGGCGAUAGGCACAGUUCUCACCAUUGCAGAAGUGGCCGUCUGCCGACCGAUUGCAAAGCGCACACCGGCCAGCGUGUGGGCGAGAUGGAGUCGGGACUGGCUGAGGGCUCGCACCAUCCUUGUACAGUUGACAUAG
Messenger RNA from Symbiodinium natans, 387 nucleotides. The record is from the annotation of a GenBank genome assembly. Lineage: Eukaryota; Dinophyceae; Suessiales; Symbiodiniaceae.